GGCCGUGGGUGGUGGGACUGGGUUGGAUGAGGUGGGAAUGAAUGGCGCCUGGGGUUCCGGACUCAGUCCUGGCGCCGCUGUGCGACUCGGCUCUUGACAAGCUACUUCUUUCUCUGAACCUCAGUUGCCUCCUCUGUAGGAUGGGGAUCAGAAUCUGGCUAUGGCAUCCUCAUUAUGGGUUGGAGUGAGAAGUCAGCUCGUGCAUGUCGGAGCCCCUAGCUCAGCGUCUGGCACACUGCUCACUUGGUUGCUAUACUGUUAUUGUUUGUAUUGUUGAUGAUGUUUGUACUUGGUGUGGAAGAGCUGGGUGUGGGAGCGUGGAAUUGGGAGCCAGCAGAUCUCAGUUCAAGUCCUAGCUACACUUUGUGGUAGUGGAACUGUGCCUUCACCUGUCUGAACCUCGUUUUCCUCGUCUAUACAACGAAGGCUAUUAGCCCCAAUAUCAUAGAGUCAUUGUGAGGAUGCUGAUGAAAUGUGCGUGUAAACUCCUUAGCAUAGGACCUGACAGUAGAGAGCAGGAGCUCAGUAGAUUGGGACUAUAAUAAAAAUGAUUCUGAGAGUCAUUGGUGUAGAUGGGACUUGCAAGGAAGAGAGGAGGAAGGAAGCUCAGAGACGGCGAUAGGAAAAACUUGGAAUCUGGAGCUGGGCAAAUCGACAUCCCUCCACUUACUAUUUGAUAAAUUAUGCCAAAUCCCUUAGUAUUACGUUUUCCGUUUUCUUUAAAACUGAUGCAUUUUCCUCCAGUCAGUUCAUUUGAGAAAGAAAAUUUGUAUUGCUUUGUUAAUGGAAAACUAGCAUUUUGGCCGUGAGAAGAAGGAAAACUUAACCUGAACUCCAAUGGAAGCAGAACGGUCUAUUAAAUUGUAGACAGAAACUGAAAGAAUUGAAAAGGGGAUAACUUGUACUAUUGUGGUUCUAUGUUGUCAGAUCCCAUGGACCCUGUUAAGUUAUACUCUGUUCUCAGCUCACACUUUGCAUAUGACUGACAUCAGCUUAGUGACUGUCCUACCCUUUUCUUGACUCACUUAAGAUUUAUUUCAUGCACAUGUACAAAACCUACUGAACAUUGUUCUAAGGGCUUGGCGUUUAUAAACUCUUUUAACCCUGCUAAGCACUUUAAGAAUAGAUAUGCUUAUCCUUCUUUUCUUUUUAAUUGAAGUAUAGUUGAUGUACAAUAACUCCUAUCAUUGUUAUUUUAUGGUUGAAGGGAGUGAGAUCCAGAAAGGUUAAGCCACUUGCCCCAGAGUCAGGGUUAGGAAGUGGUAAACUCGAGAUUUGGAGCCAAGCCUUCUAAGGGCUUAGGAUGAGGAGUCUAGUGCAUGGUGAUUACUUGAAUUGUGGGAGCUGUCAUUUUUCUGUUAUUGUUAAUGUUAUAUAAUCUUCACUGUGCUGGAGAUGGGCUUUUGGUGGUGGAGAGAGGACACUUGAGUCUAGCAGGGAAUUCUGCAGUUAUAGUGGGAGGAUACCAGUACUUAGAGCCUCCUAGUCAGUGUUAACUGAAACUUUGCAAAGACAGACAGACCACAGUGCCUGGCUCAUAGUAAUCCCUUGACCAGUGUUAAUCAUAGCCACUGACGGACUUGGGUUCAAACCCUGGCCCUGUAGUUACUUGCUGUGUGACCUCGGACCUGCCACUCUAAUCUGUAACUUGGAGAUCACUUUUACUUUUUACCGUGGGUGGUUGUGGGGAGUCACUGAGAUGUGAACAUAUUCAGUGCCUGGCACGUAAACAUUCAGCAGGAGCUACUGCAUGGGCAUUGGAAUCAGGGAGAACUUGUUUUUGAGUCCUGGUAAAGUGCUUGCUAGAUGUGGCAUUUGGCAAAUGACUGCACCACAAUGAGUUGGUUUUUUCAUUGAUUAAAAUGGGGCUAAUUAUAGUCCUCACUCAUGAGGAGGUUGUGAGGCAUCAGUGUGAUGCCUGGCAUUGGUCCUGGUGCAUAGAUAGUGCCUGGUGUGUGAAAUGCUGUUGUUCUGUCUAACUCACUGAAGCCUCUCCGUGCCUUUUGCUCUUUGAGAGAUGUUGGUUGUAUUGUCUUUGUCCAGUGGUAAAAUCCCAAAGGGAAAAGGGAUAUUAGGAGCCGAGUACAGGGUGAAGUGAUGUGCGUGGUCAUGUUCAUCAUCCUACUUGGGAGUAGAGGAGAGAGCCUCACAUCUGGGGACUUUGGGAAGGCUUCACAAAGCAGGUGGCAGCCAAUCAGAGUGAUGGAGAGCUUGCCAGGAGGACAGGAGGAGCAAGCAUUCCAGGCACAGAUGGGGACACUGAGGCCCGACUGGUGAAGUCCCUUGCCAAGGUCACACAGCUAGCUCCAGGGAGCAGAGUGAAGGCGAGGGAGACAAUGGUCUCUGUAACUAUGGGUGAGUCUUUUCUCUGGGGCCCCCUCUCCCCUCUGCCCUUUCUGAGGUAUGACCUUGGUCGGGGGGGGGGCAGGCUGGGGGAGGGAGGGCUGGUCACUGGCAGGAACAGCUGUGCUCCGGGGAACGCGGAGGGAGGGCCAGGGCCUGCCCAGGGCCUAUCCACCUCCGCUCUGUAUCUGGGCCUGCUGACAACGUAUUUUGGCCAUAAAGAACUUCAGGCCAUAAAGUCCUGAAGUCCAGCAGAUUUCUCAUAUGACCUCUCAGAGCCUCGAUUUUCUCACCUGUAAAAUGGAGAUAGUAACAUCCUGGGAUGUUGUAAGGAUUAGGAGGUUAUUGCAUGUGAAACCUUGGGCAUGGUUCUCAGCAAAUGUUAUAGCUGUUAUUACUCUCAUGAGCUUUAUCACCACAUUCUCUUCGAACUCUGUACUUGGGGAUUGCCGAAGCACAGAGAUUACUAGCUGGUAGCUUUUAAAUUUUUGGAGAUUUGUACAUAUAGAAGAGUACGUAAAACAUAUUUGUGUGGUCAUAAGAGCAAUUAAAAAGCAAACGUCUGAGCGCAUCCUUUAUGAUUCUAUUUAUGUAAAGCACAGAAGCAGGCAAAAUCAAUCUGUGCCGCUGGAAAGUGUUGACUGCCCUUGCGAGGCAGGGAGAAGUGACUGCCUGGGGAAUGUGAGGCAGGAGAUGCCUCUGGAAUGUUGGCAAUGUUUCAUUUCUUGAUCUGGGGACUGGUUACAUGGGUAUGUUGGUUUAUGAAAAUGUAUCGACUUGUGUGUACUUUUGUGGGUGAACAUAAUAGUUCAAUAAAAAGGUUUUAAAAAAGCACCCCCCCCCCCCAACCACCGUCCAGGUCGAGAACUAGAAAAUUGCCUGCCCCCCUGAGGGCUCCAACCCAAUCACACACCCCCGCCCUCCUCCAGAUGGAAUAAACCACUAUCUUCUCUUUGUGAUAAUCUCUCCUUACCUUUCUUAUAGUUGUACCACGAAUGAAAACAUUCCUAUAGACUUGGUUUUGAACUUACGUGAAUGCAGUCGUGCCGUGAGGUCUUCCGUGUCUGGCUUCUGUUGCUCAGCGCAGUGUCUGAGUCAUCUCUGGUGCUGUGUGUAGCUGCAGUUCUUUGCUUUGCACUGCUCCGUAGUAUUUACUGUGUGAGCAGCCACCAUUUGUCUGUCGAUGCUAUUGUCAGUGGGUAUUGCAUUGUUUCUGGGUUGCAGACAAGCUGCCGUGAAUCUUCUAGUGCGUGUCUCCUGGUGUGUACAGCAAGCCACUCCUCUGAGUCCAAGACACACAUCGUGGCCCAUAUUAAUAUUUCUGAAGUGGGGGUUCAUCUUACAGCUGGUGCUUGUGAUCAUUUAAUUGGCAGCAUAUUUUCCUCCUUAGUAGGACACGAAAUGAUGGUGACGACCAGACAGGGGGACUUCUGCAGUUCCUUGACGUUGCUUCAGGCAGCUAGCUACCCCCAACCUAUGUGGUGUUUUUCCUCCCCUUAAUAACAGCUUAAUUGAGAGGCAGUUCACAUUUCAUACAAUUCACUGAAGCGUACAAGUCCAUGGUCUUUAUAUUCUGUGUUCGCAGUUAUGCAACUGUCACCACAAUCAAUUUCAAAAUAUUUUCAUCACUCCCCGCAAAACCCGAAUACCCAUUAGCAUUCACUCCCCCCUCCCCCCUGCUCUCCCACCCAGUCCCUGGCAACCACUAAUCUACUUUCUGUCCCUAUAGAUCUCUACAGAUUUACCUCUUCUGGACAUUUCACAUAAAUGGAACUAUUGUGUGGUAGUUUUUGACACUUAGACCAAAGGUGCCUGCUUUUGGCUAAGGGAACCCAGGGCCCCAUGCCUGGACAGGUGGAUAGUGCCUGUGAAAAGUAGAAAAAGGUCCGCUUUUCCUCUGGGCUGCUGGAGGAUGUCCUGAGGGCAUGAGCUCCUCACUUGCCUCAGGCCCAGGGGGACUGGCCUGUGGCUGGGUGGGCAGGGGCCUCUUCGGGAGGGGAUGCACCUGAGCCCCCUACCCCCCACCCAUGCAGUGUCUCAUCCAGAGUGUGUCUCUUUCCCUGCUCUGAGCCUCAGUUGUCUUACCAGCAAAAUGGGCAUAGUAACACCAACUUUCUUCUUAUCUAAAAUAGCAUGGAUUGUUGGAUGUACUGUUAUGUACCCUGAGAAAGAUAAAGAAAAAAAUGUUGCCAAUUAAAUUGUGGCACACCAUCAAUUGUGAGGUAAAUCCUAGUUUCAGAGAUAUUAAAAUGUGAAAGAAAAGUUCUCCUUGGAACCAAUAAUCUUCUCUAACACCUGGCCUGACAGGUCAGGGUCAGUUUGAAGGUCACACCCAAGAGGCCAGGAAAGAACUUUGGAAGCAAUCAAGCUACAUGGAUGGGGUCUGCCUGGUCUUGGCUCCAUGUGUAGUGGUGGCAUCAUCAUCACCAUUAUCCCCUUCAUCAUCAUCAUCAUCAUCAUGGCUGCAAUGGGUUGAGGACAUCCUCUGGGCCAUGUGCCACUUAGAGCCCUUUUUGUGGACUUCCUCUUUAGUCUGCACGAUGACCAAGGACAUCAGUGCUGUUAUCACUAGAAUGUCAGCUCCAUGAGGAAAGGGACUCUGUCUUGUGCCCUGCGGUAUCCCCAGUGCCUAGAGGAGGGCCUGGUGUGUGCCAGGUGCUCAGUACAUACUUGUUGAAUGUAUUACCCUAGAGGACACCGAAGCCCCAAGCGUUACCUUGCCCAAAGUCCCUCAGCCGGGAGAUGGCAGAACCGGGAUUUGAACCCAUGCUCCAAACAUGCUCACCCUGAGGCCGGGCUGCUUCUGUGUGUGUGUGUAGAGGGGGGUUGCUUCUGACACCCAGGGGUCAGCUCUGCAACCCUUCUUUCCAUCCACCUAUGAACCCUGUCACCCUCGGGGCCCGCACCUGCUGAUGGGGACCUGGAUGGAGAACCCAGAGUCCUGGCUCCCCCAAACCAGUCAUUGGCCAAGCAUGGGGGGGUGAUUGCUGCAGGUCACGCUCCAGAGCAGGGCAGAGCUGCAAGGAGAAGGGCGGUAUGGAAGCACAGGGCCUUGGGAAGUCUGCUUCUUGUUAGCAGGGUGGCCUGGGGAGGGUCCCCCGACCUCUCCCUGCCUCAGUUUCCUCACUGGCAAAAUGCGGGCGUCAAUGCUGCCUAACCCACAGGGCUGUCAGGCCGGCUUAGUUCCGUCGUAUAUGCAGAGCUCUCAGGCCCAGGGCCUGGCGUUUGAUGAGCAUUUAAUUUGCGGGAGCUGCUGCUGUUGUGGUUUGCUGCUGCUCUUCUCUAAGGAGAGUAACGUGAAUAAUGAGCCCUGUCUAUGCCCCCACCCCCCAGCCACUUCCGAGUGGAUCCAGUUCUUUAAGGAAGCCGGCAUUCCUCCGGGACCUGCUGUCAAUUACGCAGUGAUGUUUGUGGAUAACAGGAUCCAGAAGAGCAUGCUGCUGGAUCUCAACAAGGAGAUCAUGAAUGAGCUGGGCGUGACUGUGGUGGGCGACAUCAUUGCCAUCCUCAAGCAUGCCAAGGUGGUGCACCGCCAGGACAUGUGCAAAGCUGCCACUGAGUCGGUGCCCUGCAGCCCCAGCCCCCUUCCAGGCGAGAUUCGCCGAGGCGCCUCUAGCGCCGCCUCCCGGAUGAUCACCAACAGCCUGAACCGAGACUCCCCACCUGGCACUCCCCCCAGGCGGCCGGACACCAGCACCUCCAAGAUCUCUGUCACUGUGUCCAACAAGAUGGCAGCAAAGAGUGCCAAGGCUGCCGUCUUUUUUAACAGAUGGUCACUGAGCCCCGCAGUGGUGCCCGGCCCUGUGCUUGAUGCCUGGGGUCAAAGACUUUUCCAUGCUUGGCUGCCGUUCCUCUUCCAGGUCUCAGCUGCAGCCCUGGCCCGCCAGGAGGAGGAGAGCUUGACUGGUCCCACCAAGCGGCGCCGGGUCACGGCCGAGAUGGAGGGGAAGUACAUUAUCAACAUGCCCAAAGGCACCACUGCCCGGACCCGUAAGAUCCUGGAGCAGCAGCAGGCAGCGAAAGGUCUCCACAGGACGUCUGUGUUUGACCGCCUUGGCGCCGAGACCAAGGCAGACACGACGAUGGGGAAUAAACCCACAGGAGUCUUCAGCCGCCUGGGGGCCACCCCAGAGACCGACGAGGAUCUGGCUUGGGACAGUGACAACGACAGCAGCAGCUCUGUCCUGCAGUAUGCCGGGGUCCUGAAGAAGCUAGGCCGGGCCCCAGCCAAAGCCAGUCCCCAGCCCGCACUAACUGUCAAAGCCAAGGCCACAAGCUCGGUGGCAACGGCCGCUGCCCCAACGCUGCGGCGCCUGGCAUUUUCCUCACAACCUGGGCUCGAGAGGAAGCCGGAGUCCCUAUCCAAAGUCAGCAUCGUCCAGAGACUGGGCAAGGCUGCCCUCGUGCCAGAGGCCCAGGACAGCCAGGUCACGAGCACCAAGAGUAAGUCCUCGGCUGAGGUCAAGGUCACCAUUAAGAGGACUCUGGUGGGGCCCCGGGGGAGCAGCUCCAGCGAGGGCCUUGGUGCCCAGAUGGACCACGCGGGCACUGUGAGCGUGUUCAAAAGACUGGGCCGCAGGACCUUCUAGCCCAAGGGCGGGGCGCAGGCCCCUCUCCAGCCUCCAGGCUCCAUCAGAGUCUUCAGCGAGGGCGCGCGCACGCCCCCUGCCGGCUGCCGGGUGACACUGCUUGUCUCCCUCAGGCAUUCCGCCAGCCUGAGCUUCCUGGGGAUUCGCCCGGUGUUUCUGAGUCUGAGACGGUCAUUGUGGCCCGGCCUUGCCGCUCUGGGACUUUCCCUUCUCUCGCGUCCUCUGUUCUCUCCUCUCUGACCGUGGCCUUGGCAGGACACACUUUUCUACCUCUCCAAGUGCCAAGUGCCCUUUUCCUGUCCUCCAUUCCCCAUACUCCCUCUCAGCAACAUCUGCUGCCUCAAACCCCGGCUCCGGGCCUCCCUGUCCCCCAGGGUGGGUGUCGUCUGAAGGGGCUCCCAUAUCCCCCACCCCCCUGGCUUCCUCACUUCCCUCCCUCCUCUGCCCCCUCCCCCCGAUGCUUUGACUUCUCUCUCUCCGUCUCUUCACUCUGUUCAUUUCUUUUCUGUUUUCUGUCCCUGUGGCAAGGCCCGACUGUCCGCUGCGUCCUGCCUGACCCUCCUGCACCUCCGGCCUCCCAGCGGCCCCCUCGUCGGUGGCGGUGGCGUCGAGCCUGUAGAGACUGUUAGCCGCCGUCACUCCUAGGCUGGAGGGACCGCCCCAGACCCCAGGCUGCAGCCGGGGCACCUGCCUGGGCACCUUUUUCCCUGAAAGUCGGUGGCGGGUGGGGGGUAAGGGGCACUAAGAAGGGAAGCCAGCACCGAGAGAAGAAAACAGCUAUUUUAAUAUAUUUUUGUGACGUUCAGACUGUUUCCCUCCCCUCCUUCAGGGCGAGUCGCAGGACUGUUUUUCUGCAUGAAGCACAGUGCGGGCGGGGCACCCACGAAGGGUUGGGCCUCGUCUCUGAGGGUCAAGCUCCCCACAUACAUAGGUGGGCCGUGUUUUUGCUGCAGGCCCCGAGGUGAAGGGAGUCACGGUCAUGGCCAUCAUCUAGUUGGGCCUCCUCCUCCCCUCGGCAACGCGCAGGGCUUCUGUCCCUCUGCCCGCCCCUUCCACGGAUUUCCCGUUUCUGCCCCUCUGCCUGUGGAUGGCUUUCCAGACCGCAGGCUUCACUUGCGGGUGCCUGUGGAUUUGACUGUUUAUCUACUCCCCACUGCACAGCACCUGCUCUGUGCCAGGCCUGUUCUAGGAGCUGGGGAUCCAUCCAUGAGCAAGGCAGACAAGUCUCUUCCUGCGUGGCUGACCUCUCUAGCCAGGGAGACAGGCGGUAAUCUGUAAACCACAAUUUGCCAUUUGAACCAUUUUUAAGUGUACUGUUCAGGGGGUGCCCAAAGAAUUGGAAGGGUGACUGCAAGUGACCAGGGCCUCUUAGAUGUUUGGGGCAAGAAGGCCUUUCAGAGGAGGUGACCUGUAGGGUGGCCUGUGUGCAGUUCAGGCAGAGGAAACAGCCAGGGCCGCAGCUCUGAGGCGGGACAGUGAACACGGAGAACACCAGCGUGGCUGGCAGGUGAGUGAGGGGCCGGAGGAAUCUGGACCUCCUCCCAAGAGUGCUGAGGAGUCUGGGGGCGUUUAAAGCAGGCAAGUGAUGGUCUGAGCUGCCUUUUACGAAGAUUGCUUGGGCCACUGUGAGGAGGACAAGUUGCCGGGAGGGCAGGGGCGGAGGCGGGGAGGCAGCGUGGGGAGAGAUGGUGGGUGGGGGAGGCAGUGGGUGGACCUUGUGUGCGCUUCGGAAGGGGCAGCAGGACUCUCCACACGGGUGGAUUGGAAAUUGGGGCAAGGAGAGGGGCUGGAUCACACCUAGAUGGAGGACUUGAGCAUCUAGAGGAAGGUGCUGUUUGUGGAGCCGGCUGGGGCGGGAGGGCGCUCAGGUGUCAGGCGUUGACUGAGAGGUGAGCAGGCUGCUGGGGCGACAGCUUGGGGGGUGCUCAGAGUACAGCCGUGUUCAAAGCCGAGGGCCUGGCGAUACCAGCUGGAAAAGGGUAUAGAGAGAGGAGGGGACCCAGAAGGGAGUCGGGGCCCUUUUCCCAUGUAGAGAACAGGAUCUGAUAAGGAGAUUACCAAGGAGUGGGCAAGGGGUUUGGAGGAGAACUCACUGCAGGUAAAGCUGAGAUUAGAACUCAUCCAUUUUUUUUGUUUGUUUUCAUUGUGGUAAAAUAUACAUAACACAGAGUUUAC
Messenger RNA from Aethalodelphis obliquidens (Pacific white-sided dolphin), 9107 nucleotides. RefSeq names its product chromosome unknown C19orf47 homolog (gene CUNH19orf47). Bases 5478 to 6932 code for a protein of 484 amino acids. The transcript is spliced from 11 exons. Gene Ontology annotation, cellular component: nucleus. NCBI's taxonomy places the organism in Eukaryota, Metazoa, Chordata, Mammalia, Artiodactyla, Delphinidae. The record is from RefSeq and is a predicted model, not a curated record.